Molecule: messenger RNA, 2261 nt
Organism: Octopus bimaculoides (California two-spot octopus)
Lineage: Eukaryota; Metazoa; Mollusca; Cephalopoda; Octopoda; Octopodidae
Product: etoposide-induced protein 2.4 homolog
Biological process (GO): macroautophagy
Cellular component (GO): endoplasmic reticulum
Source: RefSeq, a predicted model, not a curated record
ACUUCAGUGUUUUUCUCUUUCUCUCUUUUGUCACUGUAGAGAACCUUCUUUGAUGAAGAACAUUUUAACUUGCUGCUUCUGGAAUGGAGGUGUCUUUCUGGCCAGUAUAUUAGGUUUUAAUUACAUUCUGCUCCCUAUUGUGCAAAACGUAAUCCAGUUUAUAUUUGGUGAAACAGUAUACGAUGGAGUAGUUUGGCUGUGGAUCUACCAAAUUCUUUCAUGGACAUUUAAUACUCUUUGGGUUCUUCCUUUGUUUGUUGUCAGUAAAAUAGUAAACUGCUUUUGGUUUCAGGACAUUGCUGACCAAGCCUACAAGACCACACGUGGACGACCUCGGGCUUUACCAUUCAGUACCAUGGUAGCUGAUACAUGCUUCAGUGUUUUACUUCAUCUAAUAUUCCUGAUACAGAGUAUGUUGGCAAGUUUGAUCCCAAUUCAGGGAAUUGGAACAUUUAUUGGUCUUCUACAUAUGUCUCUGCUAUCUUCGUCCUACGCUUUUGAAUACAGAUGGUUUAAUAUGGGUUGGGAAGUGCACCAAAGAGUAGCCUGUGUUGAGAAAAACUGGCCAUAUUACUUUGGAUUUGGUUUACCUCUUGCACUUUGUACACUGAUGGUUUCUUCUCAACUUGUGAGUGGCUGUGUUUUCUCGCUUCUUUUUCCUCUCUUCAUCAUCAGUGCAAAUGAAGCCGAACUUAGACAAAGCAAUGUAUUUAGUCCUUUCACAUUGAAACUGUUCACACCAUCAGCUAAACUGACUAAUUCAAUCUUUUGUUUCUUGACAAAUCCUCGAGCUCCCUGAAAAGACUUCCUCACUUAUAUUAUCUCUUAAAUCUACCUCUUUGGUGUACUUUCAAGGCAGCAAAACAGCAAAGAAGGAUAUGUUCUGAACAGAGAUUAAAAUAUAUUCCAAAAAAAGGCACUUUUAAAUGUGCGUUGAUAUAUGAAAAUAGAUAAUAUGAUGUGAGAGGAAACAAAAUUGAAAAACAAUAACAAUAAAAAAGCUGAAUAAAACAAUCAUUUUUGAUGGUGACAUAUAAAAUACUCACUAUGAUGUCAAGUUCAUUUGAAGAUCUCAGAAACUGUUUUGUUUGCCAAUUGCAGAGGAGAUCUUAGCAACCGAUACCACUAUACAAGUGUUUACUGAAUGUUAAACUAUGCAAUUAAAUUCCAUUCGAAAGAAAAUGAAAGAAUCGAAAAUGAAACUGCAAUUCAAGAUUCAAUUUUACAACAGCAACAAAACGACAACAAAUAUAAUUUUUCAUUUUGCUAGUUUUUUUUUUUAAUAUACUGUGGAAACUCUUUGAAAAGUCCUUGCUGCAAAUUUUAUGUGCUUAAUGAAGGCUUUAGAAACAUUUCUAAUGCACCUGCAUCCUAUAUAUAUCCUGGAGACAUAUCAUCAGGAAGUGUUACCACUGAUACAUAUCUGUGAAAAGAUAUAUUUGUCCAAUUUUACCAGUGGUAAUUUUUCACCAAAUUUCUAAAUAUUCAAAUACUUAUUGCCCUUGGUGAAGAAAAAUUCCAAGUAAGGAUAUUUUGGUGAAAACAUAGAAAGGCUUAUUUUCAUUGGAAAUUAAUAUGUGUGUGUCAACAAAUUAAAAAUUUCAUCACAUAUAUUUUUCAAAAUUAGAUGGUUCAAUAAAGCCUUGAACAUUUUCCCCAAUUUUUCUUUCACCAUUUUUUUUUUAAAUGUAUGUAUGUUAUUAGUUUAAAAAAUUUAUCCUCACACUACAUUUACAAUGGAACUUCAUACCAAAAAAUUGUUAAACUUAAAUAUUGCCAAAGUAACGAAAACAUUCAUGUGCUUCUUAUUCAUUUACAGUUUGUUUCAAUAGUAAAAUUUGAAGUAAGGAUGCAGACAGGCUCAUUUUUCCCUACUGAGAAUUGUCUAUUGGAUGUAAUAUAAGUGAUGACUGGUUUCUCAUUUAGAUGCUUUAAUAAAUAACUGAAAUCUAUGUUCUGAUGACUGCAUAGCAAAAAAGUAAAAAGCAAAAAAGGUGAAGGGCAUGGCUACAUUUUCUAUUUUAUGCUAUCUCACUAUACAGCAAUAAAGCUUUCGAUAUGACACUAUUUAAUAGUAUUAAAAGGAAAAUGACAAUAAUAAAAUAAAAUGUAUAUAUUAUAAAGCAUGUUGCACAGGAGAGUUUGAUACAUAAAAUUCAUUUUCAUUAAUAAUACAUAUGUACAGAGUAAUGAAUUUAUCUUUCCAGUUAAUGGUACCUGAAUGGAUAUAAAUUAAGCUGCCUCAUUCAUUUUACUAUCUA